UUUGUGUAUUUACAUAACAUUUCAUAAUUUAGUCAGUUUGUUUUGACAUAUUGUUUCACAAUUUUAAUUAUUCACUGGACACACCUGCUUCGAGCUGGCCACAUUUUCGCUGUCUCCGUUUCAGCAAGAGCCAUGUGGGUGCCGAACCUCCCGGUGACGGUGUUGAGCGCCGUCGCCGCCACCGCCGGCGCCGUCUGCAUCUUCAAAGACCGACACAGCGGGCCUGCUUUCAACAAGGAGGUGCGAGCGGAGAACAAGACUGUGAUCGUGACUGGCGCCAACAGCGGCAUUGGAGAGGCUACUGUUUGGGACUUCGCCAGGAGGGGCGCUAAAGUGUUCAUGGCAUGUCGCGACAUGGAAAAGUGCGAGACGGCGCGACGUGAGAUCGUCCUAGAGACGGGCAACAAAUACGUGUACUGCCGGCCGUGCGACCUGGCCUCUCUCGCCUCCAUCGCACAGUUCGUCAAAACGUUCAAAGAAGAGGAGCCACACCUACACGUGCUGGUGAACAACGCAGGCGUCAUGGAGCCGCCGCAGGGCGUCACGGCGGACGGCUUCGAGACGCAGUGGGGCGUCAACCACCUGGGACACUUCUUGUUGACUAACCUACUGCUGGAUAACUUGAAGGCUUCAGCCCCCAGUCGCGUGAUAGUGCUGACCAGCGGCGCGCACCACAAGGGCCGCAUCAACAAGGAGGACCUGAACUUCACUGCCAAGUACGACGCCGCGGCCGCCUACAGCCAGAGCAAGCUCGCCAACCUGCUGUUCGCCAGGGAACUAGCCAAGAGGACACUGGAUGCAAACAUAACGGUGGCAGCCGUGGACCCCGGCCUCAGCGACACCAACCUCUCGCGCCACCUGGCGGUGUCAAAGAGCAUCACUCGUUUCGUCAUCUACCCUCUUUUCUGGCCUGUCAUGAAAAGUCCUAAAAUGGCGGCACAGGCUGUUGUGCACGCGGCUUUAGAUCCAGAUGUGGCUAAAACUGCGGGAGAAUAUUUUGUUGACAUGAAACCCACGGAGCCGUCAAAAGAAGCUCAGAACUUCGAGCUAGCAUCUUGGUUGUGGCGUGUCAGCGAAAAGUGGACGCGGCUGGCCGAAUACCGCUCGCAACUCAAGACUGCUGCCGCGUAGAAAUUGCAUCCAGGAAACAAAGGCGAAUCUAGACUUGUAGUCACAGUGGUUUCAUGUGGUAAUUUAUAUUCACACGGAAGUUGCAUUGUCAAAUGCUAGGCCUAGAUUAAGGCCCAGCACUGCUAGCACAUGAUUGCGUCGCCGCGAGAUAGAUCAUACCAUAGAUUAAAUAUAACAAGAUCAUACCAUCCCAUACAUUAAAAUGCGACCGCCUAAGACCGCGCUUACACUCCACCACACAUAGA
Messenger RNA from Leguminivora glycinivorella, 1376 nucleotides. RefSeq names its product retinol dehydrogenase 13-like. The coding region runs from base 133 to 1131 and encodes 332 amino acids. The record is from RefSeq and is a predicted model, not a curated record. The transcript has 8 exons. NCBI's taxonomy places the organism in Eukaryota, Metazoa, Arthropoda, Insecta, Lepidoptera, Tortricidae.